GCCAUUACACAAGUUUGCCCCAGACAAGAAAAGGUAGGAAGCCCUGCAAGGACAAACAGUUCAGGCUGGGGGCAGGGUUAUUCCUUUUGGGGGAGGGUUUUGAAAGCAACAGUAUCAGAACCACUAACAAGAACUAAUGACCCUCUUGAGGAGGCUUCAAUUCUGAGAGAUCAUCUCUCACAUAAUAAAACACUGGAAAUAAGAGAGACAAGAUGAAUACUGCUGGAAAAGUGAUUAAAUGCAAAGCUGCUGUGUUGUGGGGCCUGAAGCAGCCCUUUUCCAUCGAGGAUGUAGAAGUGGCCCCACCAAAAGCCCAUGAAAUUCGACUUAAGAUUUUGGCCACAGGAAUCUGCCACACAGAUGACAAUGCAGUCACUGGAAAUCUGUAUACCCCUUUUCCAGUAAUUUUAGGACAUGAAGCAACUGGGAUUGUAGAGAGUAUUGGAGAAGGGGUAACAACAGUGAAACCAGGAGAUAAGGUCAUUCCACUCUCCAUUUCACACUGUGGAAAGUGCUCUUCCUGCAUAAACACUAAUGGCAAUUUCUGUAUGGAGAUGUUGUUAAAUACAGAUCAAGGAGUACGGUCUGAUGGCACCACCAGAUUUACCUGCAAAGGGAAACCGGUCUACCACUUCCUCAAGUUCAGUUCCUUUACUGAGUACACAGUGACCUCAGAAUUUUUGGUAACUAAAAUCGAUGCUGCUGCUCCUCCUGAGAAGGUGUGUUUGAUUGGCUGUGCAUUCUCCACUGGCUAUGGGGCUGCAUUAAAUGCUGCCAAGGUCACCCCUGGAUCUACUUGUGCUGUCUUUGGGCUGGGAGGAAUUGGCCUCUCAGUUAUUAUGGGCUGUAAAGCAGCCGGUGCCUCCCGGAUCAUUGGAAUUGAUAUUAACCCUCGCAAAUUUGAGAGGGCCAUGGCUGCAGGAGCCACUGAGUGCAUCAACCCUAAGGAUUACACAAAGCCCAUCAGCGAAGUCCUGAAAGACAUGACUGACAAUUCUGUGGGGUACACCUUUGAGGCUAUUGGACACCAUGAAACCAUGGUUGAUGCCCUGGCUUCCUGCCAUCCAAGCCAUGGAAUCAGCGUGAUCAUAGGAAUUCUUCCAUCAUCUAAAAUGCUCACCUAUGAUCCCAUGCUGCUGCUCACUGGACGCACCUGGAAAGGAUGUUUUUUGGGAGGUUGGAAACUCAAAGAUGACUUCCCAAAACUAGUGUCUGAUUUCAUGGCAAAGAAAUUUGACUUGGACCAGUUAAUAACCCAUGUUUUACCUAUUAAUAAAAUCAAUGAAGGAUUUGAUCUGCUCAACAAUGGAGAGUGCAUUCGAACAAUCCUGACAUUUUGAGGUCCUAUGUGACUGGAAGUACACAUGAAUACAUGCUAGACUGAGAUUUCAUUUUUAUAUAAUUAUGGUACAGCUUGUGUGACUGUCUCCUGUGGGUCAUGCUCAAAAGAGAAAUAAAGUACAUUGGACUACACUUUCCAAAAAAGUAAAUUAAAGUUGUCACUACCAUAAUUCAAUUUACCUGGGGCAGAAGGUGGUAAUGUUGUUAUUGUUGUUGUUUUAAUCUUUAUAAAGGGAGUUACACUGGACUAAAACAUCAGAUAAAUGUUUUAAGCUUUUAUUGCUUUUGACUGAAGUGGAAUUUUAAAGGACACUCCCAAUAUCUUUGUGUCAAAGGCGUUAAGAAGAUUCCAAUCAUUUGUUUUCAGAGAGCUAGGCUAGGCAGUGUAUGGCUUAAGAUGAUGCUACCAUAAUAUCUUAUAAGCAGACAUUAUCUUUUUGUGAAGUACUGAUAAUAAAGCUUUCCAAGGUAUGUUUACUCCACAGAAAGCACAUGCUUACCUUCUUUCUUUCGUGCUUUUAUAUUUCAAAGGAGAUGGAUACUUUUGAAUACAGCAUUUAAAAAAGUGAGUAAAACCUGUUAAACAAAAGUCUGUCUCAUCACAUGGUGUAGCUUACUUCAUUCCACUUUGAAGUAUAUAUGUAUAUUUUAAAUUAACCAAUUCAAUUCAGUGAGAAAUUAUCUAUUGUAUUCUCUGUACUAGACACUAUGCUGGUUACUUGGGUUACAAAAGCAAAAAUGAAACAAUUCCUAACCUCAAAAAAUUGACAUGGAUGUAAAUUGCACAUUUCCAUAAUUCAGUACAAGAAGCUUUAUUAAAUAACUUGAAGGUAAUUAAAAAGCUGAGUAUAGAAAGGGAAAAGAGAAGGUAUUUACCCAAGGACUGACUGUCAUAAUUCAGAAAAAGAUCUGCCUUUUUACCAUUUUGAAUUAAAGGAUACAAAAGUAGUCAGAUACCCAUUUUGACAAUUUCCUAAUUAAUAUCCAGUUCAGCUUUAAUAAAUCUAUUUCUAUGUGA
Phascolarctos cinereus (koala) is the source of this 2359-nucleotide messenger RNA. Its product is annotated as all-trans-retinol dehydrogenase [NAD(+)] ADH7-like. Gene Ontology annotation, molecular function: zinc ion binding; all-trans-retinol dehydrogenase (NAD+) activity. Gene Ontology annotation, biological process: retinoic acid metabolic process; retinol metabolic process. The record is from RefSeq and is a predicted model, not a curated record. NCBI's taxonomy places the organism in Eukaryota, Metazoa, Chordata, Mammalia, Diprotodontia, Phascolarctidae. Gene Ontology annotation, cellular component: cytosol.